Molecule: messenger RNA, 1602 nt
Organism: Magallana angulata
Lineage: Eukaryota; Metazoa; Mollusca; Bivalvia; Ostreida; Ostreidae
Exons: 4
Coding region: 104-535 (143 amino acids)
Source: RefSeq, a predicted model, not a curated record
GUGGGAUUUGGUUCGGAGUCUUACAAAUUUGUCAUUUCCGGUUUACCUGUAUAUCAAAAAUUCGAUGAUCGUGUACAGGUAAAAUUUGGAAAUAUUGCGUAAAAUGAAGAACUCACUUGUCCUUAUUGGUCUUCUUGGUUUCAUUGGUUCUUGUUUUGCUCUUGAGUGUUAUGUGUGCCUAGGACAGAGAACAAAUAAAGACAAAUGUAUAAAAACCACCAUUCAAUGUGAACAAGAACAGGAUGCCUGCAAAACACAAAUCAGAUGGCAGCAGCCUCGCUUUUGGCAGCGAGUCAGUGAGAGAUAUCACAACAUCUCAAAGUCAUGUGAGACAAAAGCUCGCUGUGAUGCCGAGGCAGCUGCGAAGGGAUUCAGGUGUAUGCGAGAUUGGUACAGAGACUGGGACUGUGUAGAGUGUUGCCAAGGAGACCGGUGUAAUUACUACGCAACAUUGGGUGGAAGUCAGACACAGCUGAGUUUUCUCCUGUUGACCAUCGUCCUAAUCUCUCAGGCCUUACAUCAUUAUUUACGAUAACAUCAUAAAUUGAUUAAAAUGUAACCAUAACAUUCCAAAUCUCUGCAGCAUUGAGUUCACCCAAAGAAAACUGACCUCUUCAAAAUGUUGAAUAAUUAAUGUACAUAAAGAAUGCUUACUUCUUUACUCCUGAAAUAUUUCUCAUAGAUUUUUCCCAUUUUUUUUUUUAAGUGCUGAAGUCAGGAAAUAUGAUGGUAAAUGUGUAUGAGUUGCGGCAAUUAUUUCUAACUCUAUAUAAAAAUGAAGUUUAUAAAUGUAUGAAGAUGAACUCUAUACUAUAUAUCCAGGCUAUUCAGUUUGUCUGAAUCAACAACAAAAUUGAGCUGUUAUUUUAAACAUUUUACUAAUAUUUGCCAUAUGUACAUAUGUAUUUUUAUACCAGUAGCUGUAUAUAUAAUAUCAUUUAAUAGGAUUAUUUGUCACCCCUUUUUAUAUUAUCAGGUUAAUUUACAUGUAUUAAGGAAUGAUGGUAUAUGAAACUUUGUGAUAAUCAUGGAUCAUAUUAGUGCAUGCAUCAAUGUCAUUAACAGGUAGAUUGUAAAAUUUGUAAGAUUAUUCUCAUCUGUGCAUUGUAUGUCUGUGAAUUUCAAACAAUUAAUUGUUUAACUGUAUGCAACUUUUACAAAAUACUGUGGAAAUGUUAAAAAUUUGGGACUGCAAAUUUUUGUGGAUAAUGGCAAUGGCAAAAUCUCAGGUUUAUGGAAACAGCCUUUUUAGGAUUUUCUUGCAUUAUUAAGGAUUUAUAAAAAAACAUGUACCAUGUUUCAUAAAUAACUGAGGUUGUAAAUUCAUGGGUUAGGGGGCAACUGAAUCUACAUAAUUAAGCCAACUGGAAAUCUGAUGCUUCUGCAGUAUUUUGAAAGCAAUAACCAUGGGGAUGGUUGUGUGGAUGUGUGAUAUGAAAGUGAUUGUAGACUCAUAGAAUGAAAGGGACCAGAUUAAUGUGCAUGUAUUUCAUAUAUUAUUGUACAUAGUAUACGCAUUUUUUUUAAAAUCAAGAUUUCAUGCAUUCCAUGAUUGUAAUACAUGUAUACAUAUCUUUCAUGAAUAAAUUUUAUUCAGACAUA